Molecule: messenger RNA, 1158 nt
Organism: Saccharomyces cerevisiae S288C
Lineage: Eukaryota; Fungi; Ascomycota; Saccharomycetes; Saccharomycetales; Saccharomycetaceae
Gene: KRE28
Product: Kre28p
Exons: 1
Coding region: 1-1158 (385 amino acids)
Cellular component (GO): chromosome, centromeric region; nucleus
Source: RefSeq, marked reviewed
AUGGAUACAGGGAGUGCGAGCAUAAAGGACUAUGAGACCGUGUUAACGGAUAUUGAGGAUUCUAUUGCUGUGAGCAGCGAAGAAGUGCUAAAUAACCAAGAACUAAGGCUCAAAAAUACAUUGCACGAAAUUACUUCCAGCAUUCUGGCAAUAAAUGAAGAGAACAAGUUUGUGAAUCCUCUUAGGAACGAUGAGAGCUUAGACGUAGAGGGAAAGGAGGUCUUUGUAAAUCCAAAAAUUCUGAGUGCAAAAAUCAAGGAGUUCAAUAAACUAAUGGAGUUACUUAAGUUGACUUACUUGGAACAGGAGACAUUGGACUAUUUCUUCAGGUUUACUUUGUCCUCGACGAAACCUUUGCAGUUAGAUUCCGAAAAAGACCCCCAAUUUGUAAAACUUAAUGAAAGAGUUAAUGAUUUAAAGGAAGAAAUUUCGAAUGUUCAAGAAAGCAAAAUAGAACAAAUCAAAGCUGAAAUCCAAGAGACCGGUCACAACUUUGCAGAAAGGCAAGAUUUAAUAAAUGAGUUGUAUCUGGAAGCCACUGGUGAUAUUGAAAAUUGUUGGGAUUCGCUCAAUGAACUAAAAAAUUUAACAAACAAAGAAGAUAAGAAUAUGAUGGGAGAAAAAGAUACGAUAUUAAAUUCAAGUGAUUCAGAUGAUUUUGUGGAAGAGACAUACACGAAUUGGCAAAAACUACUAUUUUUGCAGAAGCAAAAUCAAAGGUUAACGAAAGAGCUCAAGGAAAUGCAUGAAGUUAAAAAUCAAAUAAUACGAAAAGGAGAGCAAUCAAAAAAAGAGGAUUCUGGACAUUUAAUGGCCAAUGAAUCAGAAUUAUGUCAGUCAAUUAAUUUGCUAACAAAAUUUUGGGAAAAGCACUUUUUACUCAAAGGGUCAAAGACGACUAUAUUAAAUUUUGAAAUCUUUACCCAGCUUGGAAAAGUACAAUUUGAAAUAAAGGAUAUGCAAUAUAUAAUUGCCAUAUCUUUAAGCGAUUUAAAAAGGCCAAUGAUAAAAGACAUUACUAUUUUACAAAAAGCGGGUGGCAAUAUAGUCACAGACAUUGAAGCGAGCAGUAAAUUUAACAAUAAGUACAGAAAUAAUACUAAGGUGCAAAUCUUUGAGGUAAUGGAUGACAUUAUAAGCGAGCUAACAAACGAAUAA